This is a messenger RNA of Porites lobata, 366 nucleotides long. The record is from the annotation of a GenBank genome assembly. Lineage: Eukaryota; Metazoa; Cnidaria; Anthozoa; Scleractinia; Poritidae.
AUGUACAAAGCUGGUCCAGAUUAUUGGAAGAGCAUUUCUCAUUCUGAUGAACAAUACUGGAGUGAUGACUUUAAAUUGGCUCUCGUUGUUGGAGGCUUCCCUAACCGGCUGACUAUGAACAAAUCACUGAGAUUUCCAGUGCCUGUGGUCAGUUUUGAUGAAAAAGUUUCGUUUGACAUGGGAAAUCUUUUCAAUCAAGAGUUAAAUGUUUUCGUGACUCCCAAUGACAGCUUCAAAACAAAAUUCAGGGAUAUUUUCAGUGACACAAAAAUAACCCACGUUUCCGGAACUGAAUUGAAAAAGUCGCUUUCAGCCCUUGACAUGAGGUAUUGGCCUCAACAGUUAAAUUUGCCUUUUGGUGCGUAA